CCACGUUGUCAGCGUCUGUAUGCUCUGCAAGCAACAAGCAACAAACAUAGGAUACCGGUACUCACUGUUCGUCAAUCUCCUUAGCCAAUAUCUCCACAACCAUGCCAUUCACUCUCGAUGCUGAAGUUGGCUCGGCCCUCGCCAAACUCAUGGGCGGGCAAGAGCCGCCCAAGAUCCCCGCCGGCGACGUCAACGGCCGCCGCCAGCUUCUCGACGGCCUCUUCGCCGCUCUCAUCAGCCUACACACCCCCGUCGCAGACGUGGAGACGAAAGACUUCCACGCGCAGGCCGAGGACGGCCACUCCAUCCUGUGCCGCUGGUACACCAAAACGGGCAGCACGCCGUCCGGCUCCGCCAUCGUCUACGCCCACGGCGGCGGCUACAUUGCCCUGACGGUCGAGCAGUACGACCAGGUGGUGAAGCGGUACGUCUCCACCACCGGCGUGCCCUUCCUGAUGGUCGACUACCGGCUCUCGCCCGAGGUGCAGGCCCCCGUGCACGUGUCCGACGUCUACGCCGGCUUGAAAUGGCUCGUGGCGCACGCGGCGGAGCUGGGCGUCGAUGCGCGCCGCAUAGGCAUCAUGGGCGACAGUGCCGGCGGCGGCAUCACGGCGAGCUUGGCGCAUUACAUCAAACUCAAGGGCGGGCCGGCGGUGGCGAAGCAGAUUCUCAUCUACCCCAUGCUGGACGACAGGAAUGUGCAGGUCGACGAGAAUCUCGCGCCGUAUGCGACGUGGUCGACGGACGACAAUAUCACGGGCUGGAAGGCGGUGUUGGGCGAGAAGCAGGGCAAGGACGGCGUGGAUCCGAUCGAGGCCGCCGGACGAAUGACUGUCAAUGAUGCCAAGAACCUGCCCCCAACAUACAUGGACGUGGGCGAGUUGGAUCUGUUCCGCGACGAGGACCUGCAAUACGCCGCCACGCUCGGCAAGGCUGGAGUGCCGUGCGAGUUCCACAUGUUCCCCGGCGUCCCGCACGCAUUUGAAGGCUUCGCGCCCGAGGCGGCCGUCUCGAAGGCGGUGAUGGAGGGGCGCUUCCGCGCGAUUCGGAGCCUGUAAAGCAGCCUUGCCCGGUGUCCAUAGUGCAGCGCAUGGCAAGGCGGACUGGAAAAGUCGAGUAGAUUUGGGGUAGAACUGCUUCAAUACGAUCGUGGAUACUA
Messenger RNA from Neohortaea acidophila, 1159 nucleotides. RefSeq names its product alpha/beta hydrolase domain-containing protein. Gene Ontology annotation, molecular function: hydrolase activity. The transcript has 3 exons. The coding region runs from base 102 to 1058 and encodes 318 amino acids. The record is from RefSeq and is a predicted model, not a curated record. NCBI's taxonomy places the organism in Eukaryota, Fungi, Ascomycota, Dothideomycetes, Mycosphaerellales, Teratosphaeriaceae.